Molecule: messenger RNA, 6800 nt
Organism: Topomyia yanbarensis
Lineage: Eukaryota; Metazoa; Arthropoda; Insecta; Diptera; Culicidae
Product: rap guanine nucleotide exchange factor 4-like
Exons: 4
Biological process (GO): positive regulation of GTPase activity; Ras protein signal transduction
Cellular component (GO): plasma membrane
Molecular function (GO): guanyl-nucleotide exchange factor activity
Source: RefSeq, a predicted model, not a curated record
AUAACGUCAAAUUUAGAUGUAUUUAUAAGGCGCUUCAACGAAAUCCAGUACUGGGUAGUGACGGAGACCGUAUCAACGUCCAACCUGACGAAACGGAUGUCCCUGGUAAAGAAGUUCAUCAAACUGGCUGCUUUCUGCAAGGACUACCAGAACCUGAACGCAUUUUUCGCAAUCGUGAUGGGUCUGUCAAAUAUGGCUGUGUCUAGACUAACGUUAACAUGGGACAAGCUCCCGUCAAAGUUCCGAAAGCUGUUCACCGAGUACGAAGCGCUGAUCGAUCCCAGCCGGAAUCAUAGAGCCUAUCGAAUGUCGGUCGGCAAGCUGCAACCACCCGUCAUCCCGUUCAUGCCCCUGCUCCUGAAGGAUAUGACGUUCGCCCACGAAGGAAACAAAACCAGCCUCGACGGGUUGGUGAAUUUCGAAAAGAUGCACAUGAUGGCACAAACGAUGCGAACGGUGCGGUACUGUCGAUCCAGACACUUGGUAUUGGAUCCUCCCUCGCCGAAGAACGAGAACGAAAUUCGCCAGUAUAUAAGCUGCUUCCGGACCAUCGACAACCAGCGGGUGCUGAACGCCAUGUCCCAGAAGGUGGAACCCAGGCGGUCGUAAGGGGCAGGAAAUUGGUACGGGACGCGGGCAACCGGAAGGACGAAGUGAUCAAGACCGGGCUAAUAAUGGUUUGAUUUUUACGGCAUAAUAUAAUAUGUAUCCACACCCCCAAACCAACACAGCAAAACCGAAUGUCGUAGCACCUAUACUUCUAUCUUUUUCGAAUAUGGAUUAGAAUUGUAGCUCCCUUUUUUGGGGGCAUUUGGAUCAACCUUGCGCUAUUGCUGCGAUUAGCUAGGUAGUGAUUUAUAUACUUUCUGGUAAAGUGAGUAUGUGUUGUGUUAUUAUGUAGAACAACUAUGAAGAAUAGUUAAUAACAGGGCGGCAAGUUUAUUUUAAAACGGUGCAAUUAUUUUGUACAUGAUAUGUUAAUUUUUUCAUCUAGUUCAUGUCUAUCUCAUAAAAAAACCCUACCUAUUAAGGAUUUUAACUGUAGCAUUUAAGAGUUCUGUUCUGUACUUACUAUUCAGAUUUAGUAUUGUUUGUUAAUUAUGUUUGAGUUUUCCUCUUAAUGUUUAUCAGUAAUAUUUAUUAAUACUAUUAUUUUCACUUUAAUUGAAUAAACUAAGUUUGGUUUUUUACUAUUUAUUUUGUUUUGGGUUACCAGAUAUCGCAACAAGCAAAGGCCGGAUUUUUCGGUAUUAGUUUAUUGGUCGAUUUUAGGAUCCUUGCUUUGGAGUGAUUACCGAGCGUUUGUCCUACACAUUUGACCCAUCUAGUAAAAAUUUUCUUACAUUCAUUGUCUCUAGACAUCCGGGGCAAGAUGAAUACCCAAACGGGGCCUUUUUGGAAGAACAUUCACAGACAAAAUAUCCAAAGGGGGCAGGCAUUGCGUAGUUGGUAAAUCGAUUGCCUUGUACACAGCUAACCUGGGUUUGAUUCCCAACCCCGCACAUAGAGUUAAAGAUUUUUCUAAAAAAGGGAUUUUUCUAACCCGAAAAGAGGUGAAAUCUUUUGAAUUUCAUAUGCUUGAAAAUGUCUGACACCUUUCCCUUUCCGGCUGCUGUGUGGAAUAAUGACGCUGAAUCCCUCUGGAUAAAGACGCGUCAUCUCUAUAUUUACCUAUCUUAUGAAUUAUUUGUCAAUGUCAUUCCAAUCGAGGACGAGACAUGUCAACGGCCCUCGUUCCAGAAGAAUUCGAAGCGAUUUUCUUCGGAUUGAGUGCCUUUGACAGGUCUCGUGCUCGAUUGGAAUGAUACUGACAAAUAAUUCAUAAGAUCAAGAUAGAGAUGGUGAGUCUUUAUCCAGAGGGAUUCAGUGUCUGUAGUGUAGAACUCCUGCCUAGGGAGUUGUGCAUAGUCUACCUCGAGUAGGUUACGUCGUCCAAUACCACGCACUCGGAUUUCGUUGGCAUCAUCCAAGAGGUUGACAUGACGAAAUUUUUUCUAAAUGCAAAUGAGGAGCGCUUUAGUUUGCUUCAAAUCAGAGAAAGUGUGCAUUGGUUUCUUUUAUUUACUGUUAUUAGAGUGGCUCGAAAAUGACAUUUUUCAGCACAGCACUUUUUGAGUUCCUUUUGUGGUCCCAAAUGCCUGUGAAAAGUUUGGGAGCGGUCGGUUGCUUCCCGGGUUUGCGCAUUGCGUUUAAAGUUUGUAUGGGAUUUUAUAUGGGGAAAUCAAUUAUUUUGCAUUUACGUUAGUAAAGAUCGCUAUUUCACUCAAUAUGAAAAACCAGGUUUAUAAAACGAUAAUUCAAACCUUGGUUAACAACUUUGUCGAAACCGGUAACUAGCUACGAGAUUUCAAAAAAUAGUUAUAACGAUUUUAAAACUUAUGGUUCAAUCCAAAUGCAGAAAUUAAUUAUUUCUUCCAACACUGUCAGUACACCACGACACCGAUACUUUAAAGUUGAACAAAUGAGAAUAUAUUCAUCGCAGAGACUUGGUACCUUUGAAUGAAUUGUUCAGAAUGAAUUGCUGAAUAACACAGACGUAGUCAGAAAAUGAAAAGAAGAGUAAGGGGGAGGUUUGUGUACUCCCCAGUUCCCUUUUUAGAUAGUUUAGUAUAACAUAAGGAGCACAUCUUCAACGCAGGUUUGUACCGUCGAAUUAAAAAUUAAUCUUACGUGUUUGAGUGCUACUAUUUAAGGGCUCUACUGUUAUGUCAUUUAAAAUGGUACAACGGUUUAUAAGUUUUACAUAUUUUAAAACCCUAUUUCUUAGCCGUCAGAAUUUUAAAAAAAAAAUGCAUAUCCUUAGAUUCCUUGAAGUCUUGGAAUUGUUUUUUUUUGAAGUUUUCGUUUGAGAAUCUAGGAACGAAACCAGGAUAGUUACUUCAAACAAGCGUUUUUUUAUGAAAUUGAGUUAAUUUCACGCAAAACAGAGGUGAUCUUGGUGGACCAGCAAUAUACUUAAGGUUAGAACCCAACGCGAUUUCCAGACCUGAGUUAGUUUUUGCAUCAAGCAAAAAUAACAUAAAUUUGUAGGUGUAAAUCCUAAAUAUUGUAAAUGUUUUUUCCCACAACAAAGAUUGUAGUAUGAUUCAUAUUUGGGUCUCUCAAAAUAUUAAGAAAGUUCAGUCGUUGACUUUUACAAGGACGUAAUGAUUCUUUGUCUUAUACAAAACAAUCUAAAAAGGGACCUGGGGAGUACACAAGACCCCCCCACCCCCGCUUCUUUUCAUUUUCUGACUACGUCUAUUUUAUUCAGCAAUUCAUUCUGAAUAUUUCAUUCAAAGAUACCAAGUCUCUGCGAUGAAUAUAUUCUCAUUUAUCUAAGUUUUUAAUGUCGAUGUCGGUGGUGCACCGGCAGUGUUGGAAAAACUAAUCAAUUUCUGCAUUUGGAUUUUACCAUAAGUUUUAAAAUCGUUAUAACUAUUUUUUGAAAACUCGUAGCUAGUUACGGUCUUCGACAAAGUUGUUAACCAAGGUUUGAACUAUAGUUUUAUGUAGCUGGUUUUUCAUUAUCAGUGAAAUAGGGAUCUUUAUUAAUUUAAAUGCAAAAUAAUUGAUUUCCCCAUAUAAAAUCCCAUGCAAACUUUGAACGCAAUGCGCAAACCCGGGAAGCAACCAACCGCUACCAAAUUUUGCACAGGCAUUUUAGACCACAAAAGGAACUCAAAAAGUGCUGUGCCCGCUAGUUUAAAUCAUUUUGAAGUUUUCCCAUACAACCGCGAGCCACUCUAGUAGUUAUCCUCUACACGAAAAAAAAUGUUCCCAAAAUCGUGAAUAAAGUGCCAUGAAUUCACGUUUUUACGUUACGCCAAUCACGUUUUUACGUUACGAAAACCAGACCAUGAAAAAAAUCAUGGCUUUUAUAAUUAUGUUCAAUUUCUCUUCAGUAACGCCCGCGUAACGGAGUGGAAAUAUUUGUUUUUGUUUUGUGAACUCCAGUCACGGAUUCCGUCAAAUUAUUUCUAAUUCGAUUCUCAGUAAGCGAACUAGUUCACAACUUUAUGAACAUUAUUCAUAAAUCCGAAAAUUGAAUCAUGAUUUUGUUCAUAGAUAUAGGAACAUUAGUUCACAAAAUCAAAAUUUUGUGGCUAUAUUUUCGUGAACUAUUUCAUGAAAUUCGGAAUUUUAUUCAUGAAAAGUCACCAUCCAAUAUCCGUGCUCGUGAAAUAGUUCACGAAAUCAUGAAAUAUUAUUCAUGUAUUCGUGAACCGGUUCAUGAUUCCUAACAAUAUUAGCUACGAUCCAAUAUCCGUGCUCGUGAAAUAGUUCACGAAAUCAUGAAGUAUCAUUCAUGUAUUCAUGAACUGGUUAAUGAUACCUAGUAAAACAGUCACGACUUAUCAUUCGUUUUCGUGAAAAAGUUCACGAAAUCAUAAAAUAUUAUCCACGUAUUCGUGAACUGGAUCAUGAUUCCUAGUACAUGAUUUACGAUCUAUCUAGUAUCUAUUUGCGUGCUUGUGAUAUUUAGAAGAUAUCCCCAAUCAUUUACAAUUUCAUGCAACAUGGUAAUGAAAUUUUUACGUGAACCCUUUCACAAAAUUUGGAGUAUUAUUCGUGGAAUCAUUUUUGUUCCAUGCACUUUUUCAUGAAAUACCCAGCUGCUAGCGACCAGUAAUAGGUACGAGCAGUAGAUACAAAAAAAAACUAUUAGGACCUCGAACAUCUUUAUUCACUUGAUAAGGUUUAUUGUGAUGUCUGGAUAGAAAACGAAAUCUGCACUGAGAACCUCACGUAGUGUGCGUGAUAUAGUUCACAGAACCAGAUAUCGCUGGAGAGUUUAAUUUUAAUGAUCCAGUUCAUAUUGUCACGUUAUUCCGAGUACAAAAACUGUUAGUAACCAAAAAUAAUAGAUCACGAUAAUUAAGAAUUAAUAUAUUGUCUUCGAAUUAAUAAAUUUUCGUACAGACUGAAAUACUAUACUAACUUAAACCUAUUUUCACUUUGAACAUUUCUCUACUUAAGUUAAAGUCAAAAUGAUAAAAAAACGCUAUUGAAGAGCUCACAGCAAACAUCUACCGGGUUAUUCUGGCCGUACUGCGUGCGAUGAGUAGAGCGCCGAAAGAAGUCCAUUCUCCGCAGAGACCUACCAGGAACGUUGAAGUCCAGCUUAGCGAGAAGCAGAGGGCAGUCAAUGUUGUCAGCGAGAAGAUCGAACACAAAAAGUCGCUGCAGAAAAACUCUCCUGUUUUGUAGCGUAGGCAGGUUGAUAAGAGCACAACGAUGCUCAUACGGUGGUAGUUCAAAUCGAUUUCUCCAGGGAAGCCGUCGAAGGGCAUACCGGACGAAGCUCUUUUGCACCCGUUCUAUGCGAUUAAUGUGUACGGUGUGAUACGGGGCCCAAACGAUAACUCCAUACUCUAGAAUGCUGCGUACCAGACUGAUGUACAGUGUCUUCAGGCAGUAGACGUCGUUGAAAUCUUGGGUGUUUCGUUUGAUGAGUCCUAGUACUGCAUAGGCUUUAGCAGUUACUGCAUUGAAGUGUUCGAUGAAACGUCGCUUACGGUCAAGUAUAACACCAGGGUCCUUGAUUGAUGAAACUCGUUUUACUGGGGCAGCGCUCACUGCAUACUCAAACGUAAUUGGCGAGAGUAUUCGUGUGAAUGUGAUUAUGUUGCAUUUCUGAAUGUUUAUAGUCAUUCCGUUUCUAUCACACUAACUCAUGAUCCUAUCUAUGUCCAUCUGAAGUGCACAACAAUCUACCAGAGUUGUUAUGAUGCGAUAAAUUUUCAGAUCAUCUGCGUACAUCGCCUUACACGAUGUCAAUUCGCUGCAAAUGUCAUUCACAAAGAGCACGAAGAGAAGAGGUCCAAGGUGACUCCCUAGAGGUACACCCGAUCUGAUGUCGAAUGGGUCUGAAAGUACAGUUCCAAGUCGCACAGAUGCACUGCGGUUUGUACGAGAAGGUACGGUACGAGAAGAUCCAAUUGGUCAGCCAGUCCGGAAAUCCGAUUCGCCUCAACUUUUCAACAGCUAGCUGAUGAGGAAGACGAUCGAAGGCUUUGGAGAAAUCUACAUACACUGCAUCAAUUUGUUGUCGUUUCUCUAAUUUAUCAAUCAGCGUUGACACAUAGCUCAUUAAGUUCGUCGUUGUUGAGCGCUUUCUAACAAACCCAUGCUGAUCUGUAGUGAUGAUGUGUUUUACUGCAGGGUAGAGAAUAUCUAACAGCAUACUUUCAAAAACUUUUGGGAGGCAGCUCAGGAUUGAAAUUCCUCUGUAAUUUAUGACGUCAUGGACGUUACCGGCUUUAUGAAUUGGUGUUAUUAAAGCCUCCUUCCACUUGGCGGGAAAAAUACUUUCACCGAGAGAGCGAUUGAAAAGCAUGGAUAUCGGUACAGCUAACGAUGAAGAGCAUUCCUUGACGAAACAUGGUUGUAUUCCGUCCGAUCCUGGUCCCUUUGAACAACACCACGUAGAUUGGUGUACACUUCGCGUUCGGUGAAAGAUGUUACAGGCAAAUUCAAGGAGAACGUCGGCAGACUACUCAGGUACGAUUUAGACAAAGGUGGUGGGUUAUUACUUACCACACUUUGAAAGAAAGACGAGAAUAGAUUUGCUGACUCCGCAGGUGUCGUUGAGGUCCUGUCACGGUAGUACACGUUUUCAGGAAAACCACGGGUGGAUGUUUUGUUCCGCAAAUAAGCCCAAAAUUGCUUCGGCUCGUCCUUCAUGUUACUCUCAAGUCGUGAAACGUAUGAUCGAAAGCAAGAUGCAUUCAAUGAUUGAAAUUGUCGCUCUAAAUCUCUCACAAACGAUUUAUCAUCUUCACCUCUUUUCCGGAAAAAUCGUUUACGAGUCUUCCUUA